Molecule: messenger RNA, 5643 nt
Organism: Haliotis rubra (blacklip abalone)
Lineage: Eukaryota; Metazoa; Mollusca; Gastropoda; Lepetellida; Haliotidae
Product: fibrillin-1-like
Exons: 24
Coding region: 288-5432 (1714 amino acids)
Molecular function (GO): protein binding; calcium ion binding
Source: RefSeq, a predicted model, not a curated record
CUCACUGAUUACCCUACCAGCAGAGGUAUUUAAUAUUCCAGUCAUCUCCAAGAAAGACGCGCGUGCGCACGAGAGUCUCUAACUCGGAAGUAGCGAGCGCACAAUGAAGUGUUAUGGCUUGCCAUGGUUUUUGGAACUUAAAUUUGUAUUUCAACACUUGUGUGGAUCUGGAGGAGAAAGCCCAAUGCCGUAGUUUGACAGCAAGGGUGACUUGUGUGGAUGCUAGUUAGAGUGUGGAGGACUGAUACAGACAGGUCGCUCUGGCUGGGGUUUGUUAUGUCAGUGACAUGACGCAGUGCUCUCAUACUCGUGCCAUCUUCACCAAACUCAAGUUGUGUAAAGGAUGUAUAUUUGUUCUUCUGAUAGUGCUGACAACAUCACGUAGCGUGUUGUCAUUCUGUCCAGUUGGGGAAUCACGAUGUCCUAACGGAAGAUGUAUCCCAGAAGUGCGAAUACAAAAUGGCGUUGAUGACUGCCCUGAUGGAAAAUAUGAUGAACGAGGCCCAUUCUGUAACCUGGAGACAGAGUUACAGUGUGCGAAUGGACGUUGUUUGCCUCGCGACAAGUUCAAUAACUCCGUCAAUGACUGCGGAGACAACUCUGAUGAAGUCAAUGAGCCUUGCCUUGUCGGUACAUUCACGUGCAGCACGGACAACGCGUGCAUCAACAUCACGCAGGUCCUAAAUGACGUCAUGGAUUGUGCCGACGGAAGUGACGAAGCCAAACGUAUCGGGAUGUCGUGUCGACCCAACCCUCCAUGUUGUGACUGUGACCAGUACGUUGGUUUCUCCGAGUGCCGCCAGGGGUCGUGCCAGUGUCUAUCCGGGUACUUCUCCAACAACCUGGGAACACAGUGCACUAGACGUAAGUUUGGAGACCGCUGUACGUUAAACCAAGAGUGCUGGGACGCCUAUUCCAGAGGUGUUUGUUCAAGGAACGGAACAUGUGCCUGUGAAUCUGGUUACUAUAGGCACGAUAACCUUACUGGCUGUACAAUAAGAAAGAUAGGUGACAAAACAUGCGCACUUGACAGCGACUGUGAAGAUGCUGUGUCCAACAGUGAGUGUGUCCAGAAUGUAUGCGCCUGCAGUGUCGGCUUCAACCCCUCCGAUGACGGGACACAGUGCGUCAAAAGAAAGAUUGGUGACGCUACCUGUGGCAGUGAUGAGGACUGCUCGGCUGCUGUCGCCAACAGCAUCUGUACCAAGGGGGCGUGCCAAUGUGUCAGUGGUUACCGUGCGACGAGAGACAACAGACAAUGUAUACAAAGGAAGAUCGCUGACAAAUGCACCGUCCAUAGCGACUGCAAUGACGCCGUGGCACACAGCAACUGCACCAAAGGCGUUUGCAUUUGCAACUCUGGAUACUACGACAUCCUUAAAGGCACGGAGUGUACAGUCCGUAAGAUUGGAGAUCGUUGUAGCAUUGACUCAGACUGCAAAGAUGCAGUUGGAAACAGCACGUGCAGCAGCAAAAUGUGCUCGUGCAAGCGUGGAUUCAGGGUAGGCGAUGACGACAACGAGUGCAUCAUGAAUAAAAUAGACGAUUUCUGUUUCUUUGAUAUGCAUUGCAGUGACGCUAUUCCGAAUAGCUUGUGCAAGGACUCAAAAUGCACGUGUGAAGUCGGAUACAGGGCUGUUAAAGAAAACACAAAGUGUCUAAAACGUAAAAUUGGGGACCCAACGUGUAAAGUCCACGACGACUGCAAAGCCGUUAUAGCCAACUCUGAGUGUAGGGGUUCAAUGUGUGUCUGUCGGUCUGGUUUUCUGGCUAGCUCUGACCUGGAUUCCUGCGACCUCCGCGGUAUUGAUGAUGCAUGUGCCGUCCACGCCGAUUGUUUUGACGCCGUGGUGCACAGCAACUGCACCGACGACGUAUGUGUAUGUGACAUGGGAUACUAUGCAAGUGAUGACGGUAGUGAGUGCCUUAUACGGACUAUAGGUAGUAAAUGCGAAGUAGACAGUGAUUGUCGUGCUGUGUCUAUGGGUAAAUGUGUUAAAAAGGUUUGUGAAUGUGCAUCAGGGUACCACUCAAUAAACUCUGGUACUGAAUGCGAACAACGCAGAAUUGGUGAUGCGACAUGUGCGACGCACCGAGACUGCUUCGACGCUGUUCCUGACAGCAAUUGUACCGACGGAGCGUGCGCCUGCAAUUCUGGAUUUUAUCAAAGCUCUGAUGAAACCAAAUGUAUCCUUCGCGAAAUAAACGAUUUUUGUUCCAUGGCUACGCCCAGUGACUGUUCCGACGCUGUAGCAAAUAGUGACUGUCUCAGCUUCGUGUGUAAGUGCAAUUCCGGUUUUUACCCUUCCGAUAAUUUCAGUAAAUGUAAAAAACGGAAGAUAUACGACAACACCUGCUUCAGUGACAAGGAUUGUAGCGAUGCUGUUCGGAACAGCAAUUGCACCAAAGGCACGUGCUUGUGUGAGUCAGGGUUCAAGGUCAACGUCUACAACUCCUCGUGUAUACAACGUAAAGUGAAUGAUGACUGCGCCUUGGACACGGACUGUAGAGAUGCGAUCGACAGCAGCACCUGCAUCAACAACAGAUGUUCCUGUGUCUCAGGAUAUCGGAUGUCAAGUGACAGGACCGCUUGCGUCAAACGAAAGAUUGGUGAUGCUUCUUGCAACGUCGACAGUGACUGUUUCAACGCCGUUCCAAACAGCAAUUGCACCAAUGGUAUUUGCUACUGUGAAUCUGGCUACAGAAGUGAAGACGAGCAAGACCUUUGCACAAAGCGGGUCAUUCAUGACGUAUGUGACCUUGACACUGAUUGUUCGGACGCCGUGUUGCAUAGCAACUGUAAUAGUGGCGUGUGUGAGUGUAACAGUGGAUUCUACGUCGCCGGAAACAUGACGUCAUGUAUCCAGCGUAAAAUAGGUGACGCUAACUGUAAAUCUGACUCUGACUGUUCUGACGCUGUCCCUGACUCGAUGUGCUUGAAUAACACCUGUGCGUGUGUGUCUGGGUCACAUCAUACUGAUGACUUCAAGAUAUGCGUGCUCAGAGUCGUUGGAGAUGCUACGUGUAAAGUGGACACCGACUGCAGCGACGCCGUUCCCAAUAGCAACUGCACAUCUGGCACGUGCUACUGUAAUUCCGGCUACUACGAUGAAAAUUAUAGAACAGAGUGUGUUAAAAGGAAAAUAGGUGACGCAACAUGCUUCAUUGAUGCUGACUGUUCAGAUGCAGUUGCUAAUAGCAACUGUACAUCUCGUGUGUGUCUGUGCAACUCUGGUUACCAUGUAAACUCCAAGAAAACCACGUGCAGCAUGCGGAGGAUCUACGACACCACAUGCCUCAUGGACUCCGACUGCAACGACGUCGUUCCCAGCAGCCACUGUGUUGGAGGCGUGUGUUUAUGUCAGCUUGGUCACAGCGUAAACAAGAAGAGAACAGUUUGCACUAAACGUCGAAUUUACGACACCACUUGUGAAAAAGACAUUGACUGCAGCGCAGCGGUUGCUAAAAGCAACUGUACAGAUAACACGUGCUACUGUAAUUCCGGUUACUAUAGCAACAAAUUCAAUGAUACCUGUACGAAACGUAAAAUUGGAGACACUUGCUCAUUGGAUACGGACUGUGAUUCUGCCGUUGCCAUGAGCGCAUGCGUGGAAUCUAAAUGCACGUGCUUAUCGGGAUAUCAAGUAGAUGAUACGAAGACAAUGUGUUCAAGGAGGAAGAUAUUCGAUGCUACGUGUACGGUCAACUCUGACUGUUAUGAUGCGGUUGCCCAUAGUAACUGCUCCCGUGGGAUAUGCAAAUGUGAUUCGGGUUAUCAUGUUUCUACCAACAAGACUUUGUGCAUUCUGAGAAAGAUUGGAGAUGCUUCCUGUGUCAUUAACUCAGACUGCAAUGCCGCCGUACCACACAGCUGGUGUAGCGAGGGAAUAUGCACGUGCGACUCCGGAUAUGACGUCACACACUUGAAGACUGCGUGCGUCAAGCGUCCUUCGUAUUUGAGUGAGAGGUGCUAUUUCUUCGACCAGUGUCGGCAUAUUCACCCCAAAAGCUAUUGUGAUGCUAACGAUGCCUGUGUUUGUCCUCGUGAACACUUUGUUCUUUUUGACAACAUCACGUGUCAGCCAUAUCCUGUGCAGUUGAACGACUACUGCAGUAUGCCUUCCCAGUGCUUCACGGCCAUCAGCAACAGCUACUGCAGCAGCAACUACACCUGUGUCUGCGACGAUGGAUACUUCCCAGACACAGACACUAAUGCCUGUCGAAAAUACCCGGUGUUGUUGGGCGACAGAUGUCUAGAAGGUUGGCACUGCAGCAAAACAUUGAACCAUUCGGAGUGCUCAUCAAUCCAGAACUGUUCCUGUGUGUAUGGCUACACACCGGUCGAAAACAACACCCUUUGUGUUGAACGUCCACACAUUCCACCUUUUUACAUUCCACGGACGCCUCCCCCGAGGCUGUGUGACCCGAGUGACCAAUGGAAAUGCAACAGCGACAACAACAGCAUGUGCAGUUUGCCUCUGGGUCCAAUUCCGAUCACCAGCGGUAUAUGUCGGUGUAUGGCAGGAUUCGCCUCCUCUCACAGAGAUGAACCAUGCCAAGCAACCCAGUCCUAUCACGUCUCAUUCAACAUUACCAUGGAGGCCGGCACAUACGAUUACUUGCCCAUCACAUUCCACCCUAGUCUUGCCAACAGAAGUUCUGAUCGAUACUCCGAGAUGAGGUCAAGGAUAACGCUGGUUGGGCUUGACAACAUGUUCCGCAACGCUUCUCUCCCCUCCAAGUACCUGCGCAGUUCACUGCUCAAUAUCACCGAUCUCCAUCCGGGUCUUAAUGUGUCCGCCGUUGUCCAGGUGACAGCCCGGAAGUACAACCCAAUGAAGCCAAAGCUCAUAGAAGAUUUGUUAGUUCUAUUAAUAGAAAGGUCUUAUGGCGAAUUGGGACAGAGUCGGUUAAAAGUCGGCGCACCAUAUUUUAGUCACGUUAAAGUCAAAGACCUGGACGAAUGCAGGCACAGCGACUACAACGACUGCGACCCCGGCUCCUGGUGCAUCAACACCCUCGGGGGCUUCCUGUGCGUCUGUAGGUCAGUCUACGAUGACGACUCCAGGAGACUUGGACUCAGGAUGGGCAGAAAGUGUAUAGAACCAACAACAGCGGAAUUACAUCAAGAAUCCUGCGGAAGUGAUAACUGUAAGACCAACUGGGAAUUUGUUGGGCUCACCUUGGCCGCCUUCUUCCUGGUGUUGCUCUUCCUGAUCGUGUAUGAAAUCAUUACAAGGAAAAGACAAAUGACAGCCAGGGAAGCUUACAUGAGAUUUGGAAGGGCAACUCGACAGAAGAUCUUUCAACUGAGACGGAUGUCACGUGAUCUUGGCAUCCGGGUCAAACAAAAUGUUCGCCGGAAGUCGUCUGCGAUGAGUACGAUAGCAGAAGAAGAUGACUACUAUAAAGAUGACAAUGAGGAUGUGUGAGACGUCAUCACCCACUACUAACAGGCUCAGGUAUACCACUCUCAUCAGCUCACUACAGCGUUCAACAUCUCACACUAUGCUUACGAGCCCAGGGAUCAACACUUCCGGGUCACCACUGCCGACACAAGUGAUCUUAACCAUCUCCACGACGCAGAUGUAUAGUGAUGAUGAUAACUGAUGUGGCUGUGAAAAUAAAGUUCAUGUUGAUUAU